CGAUAAGCGAGCUCCCAGCUCCCUACCAGGUACCCCGCCGCUUAUCGUCGCGCAGGUGCGGGUCCGGAUCUACCUAUAUCUACAUCUACGUCGAGACCUCAUUCCGCAAAGCCAACAAGCUUCACACCGCCACAUCUCCUCCGUCACAUCUCCUCCACAAACAAACAAGCUCGCUCAACCAUGGCAUCAACAGAAGGCCUCACAACCGAGCAACGCGACUUCUGGGCCGAGAACGGAUACCUCAUCAUUCCCAAUGCGCUCUCGCCAGAGACGGUGGACGAGCUGCUGCGCGAGUCCCACCAGCUGCUCGAAGACUUCUCGCUCGACGGCCACCCGAUGACCAAAUUCACCACUGGCGACGACGCCUCCUCCAGCGCGCACGUCGGCGACAACUACUUCCUCACGUCCCACGACCAGAUCCGUUUUUUCUUCGAGACCGCCGCGUUCUCCUCCUCAGGCGUUCUCCUCAAGCCCAAGACGCGGGCGAUCAACAAGAUCGGGCACGGGCUGCACCUCUUAUCUCCCGCAUUCCGGUCUGCAACACUAACGCGCGGCAACCUUGCGAUCGCGCGGGACCUAGGCUUCAGCGACCCGAGAGUCCUGCAGAGUAUGGUCAUCUGUAAACAGCCAGAGAUUGGCGGCGCCGUGCCGAGUCAUCAGGACUCCACGUUCCUAUACACAAACCCGCCGAGUGCGGUGGGGUUUUGGUAUGCACUCGAGGAUUGUACGGAGAGCAAUGGGUGUCUGAGUUUUGCGCCGGGGAGUCAUAGGAGGUGUGAGGUGAAGAAGAGGUUUGUGAGGAUGGAGGGCGGGGGGACCGGGUUUGAGGAUGUGCAGAGCGCGGGGGAGUGGAGCGAGGAGGAUGAGACGUUUGUACUCGGACCGGUGGAGAGGGGGAGUCUCGUGCUUAUUCAUGGGAAUGUUCUGCAUAAGAGCGAGAGGAAUACGGGCAUGGGGAGUAGGUUUAUCUAUACUUUUCACGUCAUCGAGGGAGAAAACAAGUACGACGAGAAGAACUGGCUGCAGCCGACUGCGGAGGGGUUUUCGAGGCUGAAUGAUGUGGAGUAGAGCGGUGAAGGUGGGGAAUGCGCAUGGAUCUUUCUUUCUUUCUUUCUUGAAGAUAUGUUGUUCGUCCCAUUGAGACAGUGCGAGACUCAAUGAAUACUUGGUACCGCAAGUCCAAGCUUCAAGCUUCAAGCUCACACUGCACACCCGUACAAUGCCAUAACAAAGGCCAUCACCAUCACCAACCCCACCACAUCCCGUCCAAAUCA
This is a messenger RNA of Tricharina praecox, 1274 nucleotides long. RefSeq lists its product as uncharacterized. NCBI's taxonomy places the organism in Eukaryota, Fungi, Ascomycota, Pezizomycetes, Pezizales, Pyronemataceae. The transcript is spliced from 3 exons. The coding region runs from base 181 to 1068 and encodes 295 amino acids. The record is from RefSeq and is a predicted model, not a curated record.